AUGGGCACCUCAUUGAUCGUGACGGGAGAAGAAGAGAAAUCGAAAAUGUCGAAAUUUCUGUUGAUUCUUCUCGGUUGUUCGAUUUUUGUCGUACUUAUCAUGCCAACAAAUGAGCAAAAAGAUGCGCAAAAGAAAGCUAGCGAUCAAGAGAAAUUCCGGAUGAAAUUCGCGCAGACAAUGAUGGGAUCAGUGGCUGAGUCGGAGGCGUGCGAUAAGCUGGAAGGUGACGCCAAAAAGGCUUGUCUUGUCAAGAUCAUCGACAAAGUCAAAGAGAAAAUGGGGAAAUUAAGAGCCGAAGAGGAACGAGUAAUGGACGAUGGGGAAAAGAUACUCCCGCACUUGGAUGAGCCAAGAAGACUCGAUUUGAAUAUAUUAGCGAUUCCUGGUUGUCAACCGGGUCACGUUCGAGGACAAGCCGUCGUUUUGGAAAGUUUUGACGAUUUCAGGAAAGUCAACGUUCAUGGAAAAAUCGUUGUGAUGGUGCAUAAGUGGAUGGGAUACUCGUGGACGGUGCAGAAUCGGCAAGGAGGCGUUGAGGCAGCUCGCUGGGGCGCGAUUGGGUAUUUGGCGAAAUCGAUUACUCCAGAAAGUAUGGGAAGUCCGCACACUGGAUGGGGAAAAUCAGGGAUUCCAUCGGCAAGCAUCACGUUGGAGGACGCUGAAAUGCUUAAAAGACUAUCAAAACGCGGGAAACGGAUCAUGAUCGAGAUGAACAUUCGCUCGAGAGUGAUGCCCGAUCCGGCUGGGAAUUCUACUUCACUUCCACCAAAGCCAGCCGGCGCGAUUACGCGCGGAUUGAAUGUCGGCCGGGAAGAUCUCGAUUAUACAGCGGCAGUUUUUUGCUGCUUUAGCACAGACGUCAUCGGCAAUAGGAGAGAAUGGGUUCGA
Mesorhabditis belari is the source of this 888-nucleotide messenger RNA. Lineage: Eukaryota; Metazoa; Nematoda; Chromadorea; Rhabditida; Rhabditidae. The record is from the annotation of a GenBank genome assembly.